AUUGACCAAUGGCUCUCUUCUUUUCUUCUAAAAACAACCCAGCAUUUCUUAUUCUCUUCUUUUUAUCAUCUCUCCUCUUUCUCACUACCCAACAAUGCAACCAUCACCACUUCUCUGCUUUGCUCGACUUAAAGAAUGGCUUUGACUUCACUGAUUAUUACACCCUCUCUACUCUCCCCUCUUGGAAUUCAAACAAUACCGAUUGCUGCUCUUGGGAAGGCAUCAUGUGUGAUGGACCCACUGGUCACGCGAUCAGCCUCGACCUCAGUGAGCUCCAUAUCUCUGGCCGGAUUGAUUUUGAAAGCCUCUUUCGUCUUCGGAGCCUCCAGAGGCUCAACCUCGCUUACAAUCACUUUGAUCCCUCUCCAUUCCCAUCUGGGUUUGACCAGCUCACCAGUUUGACGCAUCUCAACCUCUCUCACUUAUCCUUUUACGGCCAAAUCCCACUGGAAAUCUCCCGCUUGACCAAUUUGGUUUCUCUCGAUCUUUCUUCCAAUCUAUACGACAAUGGUUCAUCCUUUAAAUUCCUGAAACUCAAAAACCCAAGCAUUGGAGCAGUCGUCCAAAACCUGUCCAAUCUGAGUGAAGUCUAUCUGGACUGGGUACACAUCUUACUGCAGGGCCAGACCUUAGAUUUCCCACUCCCUAUUCUCCGCAAGUUGAGCUUACGAUAUUGUGUUCUUUCAGGUUCCAUCUAUUCUUCCCUUUCACAGCUCCAUUUCUUAUCUGAACUCGACCUCAGCUAUAACAAUCUCUCCUCUGCAGUGCCUAGCUUCCCAGGGAGUCUCCGCAAGUUGAUCUUACAAGGUUGUGACCUUUCAGCCUCCAUCUAUUCUUCACUUUCACAGCUCCAUUUCUUAUCUGAACUCGACCUCAGGUAUAACAAUCUCUCCUCUGCAGUGCCUAGCUUCCCAGGGAGUCUCCGCAAGUUGAUCUUACAAGGUUGUCACCUUUCAGCCUCCAUCUAUUCUUCCCUUUCACAGCUCCAUUUCUUAUCUGAACUUGACCUCACCUCUACCAAUCUCUCCUCUGCCGUGCCCAAUUUCAUAGGGAACUUAUCCUCAUUGACGUCCCUGCUCCUUGAAGAUUGUGGAUUGCGUGGAAAAUUCCCUGAGAGUGUUUUCCAGAUGCCAAAUCUACAAAUCAUUGACAUAUCAGACAAUCCACUUCUAGCUAUCAAUUUGCCAGAGUUCACUCAAAACAAUACUCUGCAGCAAUUGAUCCUUUCAGACACUGGAUUAUCAGGAAAGUUACCAGAUUCUCUCAGUAAUCUCAAAUUCUUGACUCAAUUAGACCUCAGAAAUUGCAACUUGUCAGGAUCAUUACCAUCCUCACUUUGGAACCAUACCAAACUGCAAUAUCUGUAUCUUUCAUCCAAUAAAUUGAGCGGUCCAAUUCCUUCAUCAUUGUUUUCACUCCCAUCAUUACAUUCACUGGACCUCGCAGGUAACCAACUUAGUGGUCUAUUAGGCGAGUUCCACAAUGUCUCUUCUUCACAGCUGGAGUUACUCUAUUUGGAUAGCAAUAAAUUGCAGGGGAUGAUACCGAGAUUCAUCUUUCAACUUACCAAGCUUCAACUACUUUACCUUUCUUCCAAUAAUUUCAGUGGUGUUGUGGAGCUAGGCUUAUUUCAAAACCUCAAAAAACUUUACUUUCUGGAUCUUUCAGAUAACAACUUGUCAGUCCAAUAUGGCAGUGGUAAUUCCACAUUUGUUUCCAUCCCCCAGUUUCAAUCUUUGUUGUUACGUUCUUGCAACAUCAGCACAUUUCCAAAUUUCUUGAGAAAUCAAGAGCAGUUGAGGCAAUUGGACCUUUCCAACAAUAAAAUUAGUGGUGAAAUACCCAAAUGGAUAUGGGAGGUUGGCAAUGGGUCUUUAAACUCUUUAAAUCUAUCUCACAAUGUUCUGCAGGGAAUAGUACCAUCUCCCCAUCUUUUGUUGAGUGACUUCAGUGUUCUGGACAUUAGCUCCAACAAGCUAGAAGGCUCACUUCCUAUCCCACCGCCGUCCUUUUUCUUUUCAGUUUCAAACAAUAGCCUUGGUGGUGAAAUCCCUCAAUCAGUUUGCAAUGCAACAUCCCUAGUAGUCCUUGAUUUAUCUCACAAUCACUUCACCGGUCAGAUUCCACCAUGUUUGGGUGAGAUUGGUGAUAGCCUCAAUGUGUUGAAUCUUCAAGGAAAUGCUUUCAAUGGCACCUUACUUCAGACAUUUAAAGAGGGAUGUAACAUAGAAACGCUUGAUCUCAGUGGGAAUCAAUUAGAGGGUCAAGUGCCAAGGUCUUUGGUCAAUUGCAAAAUGUUAGAGGUAUUAAACCUUGCAAACAAUCAAAUACAUGACACCUUCCCUUUUUGGUCGGAAGCUUUGUUCCAGUUGCGUGUUUUCAUCUUGAGAUCUAACAAAUUUCAUGGCACUAUUGGGCAUCCUCUAACAAAUCAAGCUUUUCCUCUGUUACAAAUUUUCGACCUCUCUUUCAAUAGCUUUGAGGGUAAUUUGCCAUCAAAUAUGUUCAAGAGCUGGAAGGCAAUGAUGGAAGACGACAAAUCCCAAUCUUUGGUCCUUGGAAAAAUGAUAAACAGAAGUUCCAUAUACUAUCAAAACAAAGUGUCUGUAGUGAGCAAAGGGCUAAUGAUGGAAGUGGUAAAGAUCCUUACUGCCUUCACUGUAGUGGAUCUCUCAGGGAACAAAUUUUAUGGGCAUAUCCCAGAAUCAAUUGGGGAUCUAAAGUCACUCCUUGUGCUUAAUAUGUCCAACAAUGAUUUAACAGGUGGAAUUCCAAUAUCACUACAGAAUCUAAGGGAUCUAGAAUCAUUAGAUCUCUCACAUAAUAAAUUGUCUGGAGAGAUCCCUUGGCAGCUAACAGAGCUAACAUUCCUUGCAGUGUUGAAUCUCUCACAGAAUUUCCUCAUGGGCAAAAUACCACGAAGUCGGCAGUUUCUUACAUUUAAUAAUGAAUCAUUCAAAGGAAACUUAGGAUUGUGUGGACCUCCACUAUCAAACAAAUGCGAAGAUGCAAAGAGUGCACCAUCGCCCACUUUGUCAACAUUGCAAUCUGAAAGGAAAUAUGAUUGGGAAUUAAUGUGGUUAGGAUUUGGAGUUGGAUAUGGAGUAGGUGUAGGGAUGCUUUUCUGGACUCUAGCACUUUGGAGGAAGGGAAGAAGAGAAUUCUAUAUAUUUGUUGAUGGAAUGCUUUCUUUGAUUUUUCCUUCCAUGGUGUUUUCUAAAUAGCAAUGAUGGUAAAAGGAUUGGAGCUAGGGUAAGUAUGUUUGUAUAGUUUGUAGCUAAAAGAAAAAAUUUUAGUUGUUUUCUCCUUUUUGUAAUUUUAUGUUUUUGCUUGGUCUUUAUCAUAUAUGCUGCAGUUGUUUGUUGCAUUUGCACCUACUUGAAUGGUUGUACGGAACACUUUCAAAUAAAUAAAAUUACAUGUGGUGUGCUCCCACAUUUCUGCAAAAAAGAAAAAAAGAAUGUCUAAGCUGUCUCUUUGUUUUCAAAUUUUGGCCCACCUUAGCAACAAGAUAACUUA
This is a messenger RNA of Magnolia sinica, 3519 nucleotides long. RefSeq names its product receptor like protein 22-like. The transcript has 2 exons. Gene Ontology annotation, molecular function: protein binding. The record is from RefSeq and is a predicted model, not a curated record. Bases 9 to 3224 code for a protein of 1071 amino acids. Lineage: Eukaryota; Viridiplantae; Streptophyta; Magnoliopsida; Magnoliales; Magnoliaceae.